AGAAACAUAAUUACACUUCGUGUGUCACAAACUGAUAGUGGAUCUCGUGUGGCUAGCUACUGAUGAACAUUGUUCUUUUUUUUUCCACUUUGAACAACUUUUCCCAUUUCAUACAAACAGAAUUAGUAUUGCAUGCAACCAUAUGAUACAGUGUUGUACAUACACAUAUGCUAUUGAAUACGUAACGGUGUAUAUAAAUAGAGGCAGCAUGUGGUGUGUGGUGUUGUACAUUAUGUAUGCAUUUGGCGUAAGUAUAUGAGAGAGUGAGUACUACUACUGCGAAGCAAAACCAGAGAGACAUGAGAAGCUGUGUGUGUUACACGCUUUUAUUGUUUGUUUUCUUCAUAUGGCUACACGUGGCAACGUGUUCUUCGUUCAGUGACAUGGAUGCGCUGCUGAAGCUGAAGGAGUCCAUGAAGGGAGACAGAGCCAAAGACGACGCGCUCCAUGACUGGAAGUUUUCCACGUCGCUUUCUGCACACUGUUUCUUUUCAGGUGUAUCUUGCGACCAAGAACUUCGAGUUGUUGCUAUCAACGUCUCCUUUGUUCCUCUCUUCGGCCACGUUCCGCCGGAGAUCGGAGAAUUGGACAAACUUGAAAACCUCACCAUCUCGCAGAACAACCUCACCGGCGAACUUCCCAAGGAGCUCGCCGCCCUCACUUCCCUCAAGCACCUCAACAUCUCUCACAACGUCUUCUCCGGCUAUUUUCCCGGCAAAAUAAUUCUUCCGAUGACCGAACUCGAGGUCCUCGACGUCUACGACAACAACUUCACCGGAUCGCUUCCGGAAGAGUUCGUGAAACUGGAGAAAUUGAAAUACCUGAAGCUCGACGGAAACUAUUUCUCCGGAAGCAUACCGGAGAGUUACUCGGAGUUUAAGAGCUUGGAGUUUUUAAGCUUAAGCACCAAUAGCUUAUCGGGGAAUAUUCCGAAGAGUUUGUCUAAGUUGAAGACGCUGAGGAUUCUCAAGCUCGGAUACAACAACGCUUACGAAGGCGGAAUUCCACCGGAGUUCGGCACCAUGGAAUCUCUGAAAUACCUUGACCUCUCAAGCUGCAACCUCAGCGGCGAGAUUCCACCGAGUCUAGCAAAUAUGAGAAACCUCGACACGUUGUUCUUGCAAAUGAAUAACCUCACCGGAACCAUUCCGUCUGAGCUCUCCGACAUGGUGAGCCUCAUGUCACUGGAUCUCUCCUUCAACGGCCUCACCGGGGAGAUACCGACGCGCUUCUCUCAGCUGAAAAACCUCACUCUGAUGAACUUCUUCCACAACAAUCUCCGAGGCUCAGUUCCCUCCUUCGUCGGCGAGCUUCCUAAUCUGGAAACGCUGCAGCUCUGGGAGAACAAUUUCUCCUCUGAGCUCCCGCAGAACCUGGGGCAAAACGGGAAGUUCAAGUUCUUCGACGUCACGAAGAAUCACUUCAGCGGGUUGAUCCCUCGGGAUUUGUGCAAGAGUGGGAGGUUACAAACGUUCUUGAUCACAGAUAACUUCUUCCAUGGUCCAAUCCCUAACGAGAUUGCUAACUGCAAGUCUCUAACCAAGAUCCGAGCCUCCAAUAACUACCUUAACGGCGCAGUUCCGUCAGGGAUUUUCAAGCUACCUUCCGUCACGAUAAUCGAGUUGGCCAAUAACCGUUUUAACGGAGAACUGCCUCCCGAAAUUUCCGGCGAUUCACUCGGGAUUCUCACUCUUUCCAACAACUUAUUCACUGGGAAAAUUCCCCCAGCGUUGAAGAACUUAAGGGCACUGCAGACUCUGUCACUUGACACGAACGAAUUCCUUGGAGAAAUCCCGGGGGAGGUUUUUGACCUACCAAUGCUGACUGUGGUCAACAUAAGCGGCAACAAUCUCACCGGACCAAUCCCAACGACGUUUACUCGCUGCGUUUCACUCGCCGCCGUUGAUCUUAGCCGGAACAUGCUUGACGGGGAGAUUCCCAAGGGGAUGAAAAACCUAACGGAUUUAAGCAUUUUCAAUGUGUCGAUAAACCAAAUCUCAGGGUCAGUCCCAGACGAGAUUCGCUUCAUGUUGAGUCUCACCACGCUGGAUCUCUCCUACAACAAUUUCAUCGGCAAGGUCCCUACCGGUGGUCAGUUUUUGGUCUUCAGCGACAAAUCCUUUGCAGGGAACCCGAAUCUCUGUAGUUCCCACUCUUGCCCUAAUUCCUCGUUGAAGAAGAGACGCGGCCCUUGGAGUUUGAAAUCGACGAGGGUGAUCGUCAUGGUGAUUGCACUGGCCACUGCGGCGAUUCUCGUGGCGGGGACGGAGUACAUGAGGAGGAGGAGGAAGCUGAAGCUUGCGAUGACGUGGAAGCUGACGGGGUUCCAGCGGCUGAACUUGAAAGCCGAGGAGGUGGUGGAGUGUCUAAAAGAAGAGAACAUAAUAGGAAAAGGAGGAGCAGGGAUCGUGUACCGCGGGUCCAUGAGAAACGGAAGCGACGUGGCAAUAAAGCGGUUGGUUGGAGCGGGGAGUGGAAGGAACGAUUACGGGUUCAAAGCGGAGAUAGAGACGGUGGGGAAGAUAAGGCACAGGAACAUAAUGAGGCUUUUGGGUUACGUGUCGAACAAGGAGACGAACUUGCUUCUGUAUGAGUACAUGCCGAAUGGGAGCUUAGGGGAGUGGCUGCAUGGUGCCAAGGGAGGUCAUUUAAAGUGGGAAAUGAGGUACAAGAUUGCGGUGGAAGCUGCAAAGGGACUAUGCUAUUUGCACCAUGAUUGUUCCCCUCUUAUCAUUCACAGGGAUGUCAAGUCUAAUAAUAUAUUGCUCGAUGCUCACUUUGAGGCUCAUGUUGCUGAUUUUGGCCUUGCCAAGUUCUUGUACGACCUUGGCUCCUCUCAGUCCAUGUCCUCCAUUGCUGGCUCCUACGGCUACAUUGCUCCAGAGUAUGCUUACACUUUGAAAGUGGACGAGAAAAGUGAUGUGUACAGCUUUGGCGUGGUGCUGUUGGAACUGAUAAUAGGGAGGAAGCCAGUUGGUGAGUUUGGAGACGGGGUGGACAUCGUUGGAUGGGUCAACAAAACGAGAUUGGAGCUCUCUCAGCCGUCGGAUGCAGCAGUAGUGUUGGCAGUGGUGGACCCAAGGCUUAGUGGGUAUCCAUUGAUAAGUGUCAUUUACAUGUUCAACAUAGCUAUGAUGUGUGUUAAAGAAGUGGGGCCCACUAGGCCUACCAUGAGGGAAGUAGUUCAUAUGCUCUCAAAUCCUCCUCACUCUACCACUCACACUCACAACCUAAUUAAUCUCUAGAUAGUUAAGCUCUAAGCUAUUUGCUCAUCUGUUGUUUGUCAGAAGUGAAGCAACAAAAUCAAAUGUGAAGUACAGAAUCAAAUGUAAAAUAGGUUUGAAUUCAUUUUGCGUUGGUGUCAACUGUCAAGUAAUUGGAAGGAUUUUCCCGAUUGUGUGUAUGCUCAAGAAUUUUUGUAGAAAAGAACUAUUGUUUAUAAAA
Molecule: messenger RNA, 3444 nt
Organism: Glycine soja
Lineage: Eukaryota; Viridiplantae; Streptophyta; Magnoliopsida; Fabales; Fabaceae
Product: receptor protein kinase CLAVATA1-like
Exons: 2
Coding region: 300-3245 (981 amino acids)
Biological process (GO): protein phosphorylation
Molecular function (GO): receptor serine/threonine kinase binding; protein kinase activity; ATP binding
Source: RefSeq, a predicted model, not a curated record